AUGGCACUGACGUUAGCACUACCCUUAUUCGGACUAGACCCGGAACAUUUUUCUACACUCAGCAUGAAACUUCUUAAUAUUGAGCGUGAACAGAAUAUGAGGAAUUUAUCCGAUUCUGGACGAACUUCUCCAAGUACCGGAAGCGAAUCUAGUGGCAUCAGCAGUCUCGCAAUGUCUGCCGAAUUAACGCCAAUUUCAUCAAGACCAGAGACGCCUACUAGAGUUCCGUGUCAGAGCAAAAAUCAAGAGAAGACUGUUCGCGUAGUAUACGGAGGCCGCGAUAUAUUGAAUUUGGGAGCGAAUAUCAGGCCGUCGUUCGACUGGCAAAUGAGAGAUCGAACAUUGUCUCGAUACAACAUUCAAGAUUUUAUAACUAAUCGUCUGGUGUUUCAUCGAUUGCGCGAACAGUCGCUUACCAAAGAUUAUCUAACGAAACGUUGCAAUGAAUGCGAGUUUUGCGAGCCAUCGUCCAUCUUUUGAUAUCGACUUAACCGUAACGAAGCGAUUAACGACAACAAAGUCCUGCGUACAACGUCAUG
Messenger RNA from Mycetomoellerius zeteki, 539 nucleotides. RefSeq lists its product as uncharacterized. The transcript is spliced from 3 exons. NCBI's taxonomy places the organism in Eukaryota, Metazoa, Arthropoda, Insecta, Hymenoptera, Formicidae. The coding region runs from base 1 to 480 and encodes 159 amino acids. The record is from RefSeq and is a predicted model, not a curated record.